AUGUCAACAAGAUCCGAAUAUAAUAUAGUCGAAAGUUUCCGUCUAUUAGACACAAUAUCUUCUGGUCUUCCUAAGGCUAUCGUAGCACUGUGUUAUUCAAGAACUCCAGAGAAUGGCAAAAGCUACCUCGACCGGGCACUUUUUGUCAAAGAGCUUCUUGAAGCAGAUCCCAAGACUUCUUCGGCAGGAGGACGGCAACUUGGAGCUCGCUUUCUAUCAAUCGCAGAGGAUUUAGAAGAAGAAAUUUCGUACCGCUUUUACGUGCCCGGUGGACAGAAUAGUGGACCUCUGUAUGGAGAGUAUGUUCAAGGUGAUGAGUUGGGUAGUGUAGGUAUUGAGAAAUUUGAUCAAGGAAGGGGUUUGUGUAAGUCUACUGCUGUGGUUUGGAGAAAGUGGGAACCUCUAAAGGAUCUGGAAAGGGACGAGCGGAACUCAUGUAAGCGUGAUAAUAUCGCCCUAAAACAUAUCGUGCAGGAGAGACGGCUUUAUGUUAAAAACCUUCUGAAAUCUCACGAAAGUUCCGUGGGUAUGAACCACCGGGGACGGGGAUGA
This is a messenger RNA of Botrytis byssoidea, 552 nucleotides long. RefSeq lists its product as uncharacterized. The transcript has a single exon. Lineage: Eukaryota; Fungi; Ascomycota; Leotiomycetes; Helotiales; Sclerotiniaceae. The record is from RefSeq and is a predicted model, not a curated record. The coding region runs from base 1 to 552 and encodes 183 amino acids.